Molecule: messenger RNA, 884 nt
Organism: Metopolophium dirhodum (rose-grain aphid)
Lineage: Eukaryota; Metazoa; Arthropoda; Insecta; Hemiptera; Aphididae
Product: SCAN domain-containing protein 3-like
Exons: 1
Coding region: 1-783 (260 amino acids)
Molecular function (GO): protein dimerization activity
Source: RefSeq, a predicted model, not a curated record
AUGUUUGAACGUUUGUACGAAUUAAAAUCUGAAGUUGAAAUUAUGCUUUUACAAUUAGGAAAAGACAAUCUUCGUGAGAAUUUUACCGAUGAAAACUUCACAUUCUACUUUGCGUACCUAGUAGAUAUUUUUGAAACUAUUAAUAACCUAAAUCUCAAAUUACAAGGGAGGAAUACGAAUAUUAUAACCGCCAAAGAUUCUAUAAACUCAUUUCUAGAAAAGAUACAGCUGUGGAAACGCCGAGUAAACAAAGAGACUCCUAAUUUUUCGUCUUUCCGUCGAUUGAACGAACUUAUCUCUGAUGAGGAAAAAUCUAUUUGUCUUGCUGGAUUGAAAAGUAUAGUGAUUGAUCAUCUUGACUGUUUGACUGAUGAAUUCAUGCGAUAUUUUCCGGAUUUUUCUAACGAAAGUUGGAAAUAUACGCUAACAAGUUGUCCAUUCAGUGCUAACGUAGACACAUUGCCGGAUACAUUUCAAGAACAGGCAAUCGAGCUGAAGAACGAUUCACGCGCAAAAAUUGAUUUUAACAGUGGCAGCUCUUUGGAAGAGUUUUGGGUAAAAUACCAACCCAUUUAUCCUGAAAUUUCAAAUGAAGCCUUACAAGUCCUUGUACAAUUUUCAUCGACUUAUUUAUGUGAAUCUGGGUUCUCCAGCUUGGCCAUUAUAAAAACCAAACAUAGAAAUCGCUUGGAUGUCGAAUCUGACUUGAGGUGUUCUUUAUCAAACAUCGAGCCGAACUUUAAAAAAUUGUCCAAAGAAAAGUGUUGUCAGCCUUCACAUUAAAUGUUAAUUUUAUUAUACAUUCUAUUAUUUAUAUUUUUUACUAAUUUAAUUAAUUACUCACGUCAAUUUAUAAUUUCAUUAUAAUACUAUAUUAUUUACAA